CACAGAGCUGGUGACACAGGCACUCUCACAGUGUAAGCUCAGAGAGAGAGAGAGAAAGAGGGGGAGAGAGAGAGAGGGAGACAGAGGGGGAUGAGGGACAGGCUCCAGCUGUCACACUGACAGACUCCGGGCUCACUCGGGGGCUGUAGCCCACGCACACUCCAACUUCAGAACACCACUUCUGCUGCAGCUCCGGCCACAGGAUAAUCCACGUUCAUGUCGCUUUGCUUGGUUGACAUUUUUGAUAUGGAAUCACCCACCAAGGAGAUCGAGGAUUUUGAAAAUAACUCUCUGAAGUAUCUGCAGCCGGAGCAGAUUGAGAAGAUCUGGUUGAGACUGCGAGGACUGAGGAAAUAUAAGAAGACAUCACAGAGAUUGCGAUGUCUGGUGAAACAGCUGGAGCGUGGCGAGGCUUCUGUUGUUGACCUGAAAAAAAACCUGGAAUAUGCAGCUUCUGUACUGGAAUCAGUGUAUAUUGAGGAGACACGGCGACUGGUGGACACAGAAGAUGAGCUCAGCGACAUCCAGUCGGACUCAGUGCCGUCGGAGGUGCGCGACUGGCUGGCCUCCACCUUCACGCGGCAGAUGGGCCUGAUGUUGCGGCGCUCCGAGGAGAAGCCGCGCUUCCGCAGCAUUGUGCAUGCCGUGCAGGCUGGCAUAUUCGUGGAGAGGAUGUACCGCAGGACGUCAAACAUGGUGGGAUUAAGCUAUCCGCCCAAUGUGAUCACAGUACUCAAGCAUGUGGAUACCUGGUCAUUUGAUGUGUUUGCGCUAAAUGAUUCAAGUGGAGAUCAUGCACUGAAAUUUAUAUUUUAUGAGCUUCUUACCAGAUAUGACUUAAUCAGUCGCUUCAAGAUCCCCAUAUCUGCCCUGGUAUCAUUUGUCGAGGCUUUGGAGGUUGGCUACGGUAAACAUAAAAACCCCUACCAUAAUCUCAUCCACGCAGCAGAUGUCACUCAGACUGUACACUACCUUCUGCUCAAGACUGGCAUGGUGCACUGGCUUACAGAGUUAGAAAUCUUCGCUAUGAUAUUUGCAGCUGCAGUGCAUGAUUAUGAACAUACUGGGACCACUAACAACUUCCAUAUACAGACCAGAUCAGACACAGCCAUAUUGUACAAUGACCGCUCAGUGCAGGAGAAUCAUCACGUGAGUGCCGCUUAUCGACUCCUGCAGGAUGACGAUGAGAUGAACAUCCUCUAUAACUUAUCUAAAGAUGACUGGAGAGAGUUGCGUGCUCUGGUGGUUGAGAUGGUUUUGGCCACAGAUAUGUCCUGUCACUUCCAGCAGAUCAAGGCAAUGAAGAAUUUCCUCCAGCAACCAGAGGCGAUCGACAAACCAAAGGCCUUAUCCCUGUUACUACACACUGCAGACAUCAGCCACCCUGCUAAAAGGUGGGACCUGCACCAUCGCUGGACAACCUCACUGCUGGAGGAGUUCUUUAGGCAGGGGGAUAAAGAGGCGGAGCUGGGCCUGUCCUUCUCUCCCCUCUGCGACCGCAAGUCCACCAUGGUCGCCCAGUCUCAGAUAGGCUUCAUCGACUUCAUUGUGGAGCCUACAUUCAGUGUUCUCACAGACAUGACGGAAAAAAUAGUGACGCCACUCAUUGACGAGGCCUCGAGCUCGGGCCUGGCAGGUUUCCGGCGCUCCAGCCUUAAUAACAUUCCUACAGAUGGCAAACGUGCCAAGAGUUCAGGCUCAGAGGGCAGCACCUCACUCAACUGCUCCAUCCUCACUGUUGAUUUCAAGAGCUUCAAGGCCACAUGGAAUGAUGAGGUGCAGCAGAACAGGGAGAAGUGGAGAACUCAGGCAGCCAAAGACCUGGAGGAGAGGGCCCAGGAGGAGGCCGAGGAGAAGGCCAAGCUGGAGCAGGUUGAGGAGAAACAGGAUAAGGGCGAGGAACACACAGACACUGAGAAAACAGACAUUACACAGGAUAAAGACAAAAGUGAGAAAGAUCAGAGUGAUAAAUUACAAGGCAGAGAUGCGAAAUGUGCACAAUCCACAGACCGAGACAAAAGCGGCAAAGAGAGAGACACAAAAACCCAGCGAGCAGACUUCACCAAGGCCAAGGUGAAGAGGAAGGUGUCCAUGGAACAGCAACCCAAAGAAGCAGAGGGCACCAAGAACCCAGGAGGGGCAGGGGGAGCUAAAGUGGAGCAUGCUGAUGAAGGGGUGGAUGCAAAAGAGGCAGACAUCAACAGUGAUACAGACAACAGACAACAAAUAAGAAAUGGGGAGGUGGCAGAGAAGCUGGACACACCUGACAGUGACGCCAAUGACACAAAGAGCCCAGACGAUGGAGAUGAAGAGCACAGUAAUCAUGAACCCUCACCUGCCUCUCUAGCAGCUAGUACUGCAGAUGCCCCUACGUCUGAUGCACACUAACCGCUCUUUCAUUUCUCAACAAGGACACCAUCUUCUGGGCAAGCCUCUCACGCCUGCAUCAUAGCACCAUCUGGUGGUCACGCGGAUAUUUUCUGGAAUACAUUUUUGUUGUUUGUUGUUUUGUUUGCGUGACUUGGAGGAAAAAAAAAAUUCCUUUGCAAUUGAAUUUUUAAAUUUUCUUAUUUGUUGCCUAAUUAUUCUUUUUACUUUCUUUUUUAUUACCAAUAUGUCUAUAUGUCUUCAUUGUCAGGCUUGGCACUGCAGUGAGACAAGAAAAUGGCACAACAUUGAGGUCAUAAGCCAUCACCUACUGUUAACUCACAACCAAGUGGGGGUUACCAUAAAGGCAAGGGAGACUGUUAGCAUUAAGCCAGAAGAAACCAUAUGGCAUUACAGCCAUCAUGGUUUCCUCCACAGCUGAGCUUUCCUAGAGAUUAUACACAAACAA
Molecule: messenger RNA, 2836 nt
Organism: Electrophorus electricus (electric eel)
Lineage: Eukaryota; Metazoa; Chordata; Actinopteri; Gymnotiformes; Gymnotidae
Source: RefSeq, a predicted model, not a curated record